Messenger RNA from Aegilops tauschii subsp. strangulata, 1538 nucleotides. RefSeq lists its product as uncharacterized. Lineage: Eukaryota; Viridiplantae; Streptophyta; Magnoliopsida; Poales; Poaceae. The record is from RefSeq and is a predicted model, not a curated record.
CCGACCACGGCGUCGCGUCAUGCACCCGCCGCCACCGACGCGGCACACGGCGGUGCCCUGGGAGCUUUUUCUCGUUGAAAUCUCAGAGCGGGCUGCGUCAGCCAGCCGGAGCCGGACUCGCACAAAGGACGAAAGCUCCACUCCUCCCGUCUUCCGGCAGCGAUCUUGGCCUGGGAUGCACCACCACUAGCCCCGAAGAACGACAAGCUAUAUCAUGCGCCCGCGGGUGGAAGAUCCGGCCUCCCUUCUCUGAGACGCAGCCCAGCCCUGUCCCAAGGGGUGCUUUAAUGCUCCAGUCGUACCUAAUUCAGAAGGUCAGAAUAUCUUGGCACCCAUCCUUCCAAUCGGUCACAUAGCUUCAAGGGCAUUCGCUUUCGCAGUUGCCGUGACUGGAAAAGAACAAAGGAAGUUUGAACCUGAUCUUCUGAGGAUUGUUGCUGCUUCUCCGUGAGGGAUCAUUAAUUUCCUUCAGGAUCAACUGCUGGCGGCCGCUGCAGGAGGAGGCACAGCGAAGGGAAGGGAGGUGGCGGUGGGGCUCCUCAUUACGGCCUUUUCCCUAGCAGCACAGCCCACUCCAGCAGGGGAAAGCAAAGGAGCGGCACGCCAUCGCCAUGGCAGAGGAGAAGAAGAAGCACAAGCACAGCAAGCACAAGGAGAAGGACAAGGAGAAGAAGGACAAGGCCGGCGGCGCGGCGGCGGCGACGGCGGAGGCGAGCUUCAAGCCGUGCGGCGACGUGAAGGGCAUCCGCUUCGGCGGGCAGUUCAUCGUCAAGUCGUUCACGGUGCGGCGGGCGUCGCCGCUGGAGCUGCUCCGGCUGCUGGACAUCCCGCCGUCGUUCCUGAGCGAGCUGCAGAGCCUGCCGUUCCCGUCCACCACCGCCUACAUGCCCACCAGCUUCACCAUCCUGGCGCACCAGGCGUGGCACACGCUCACGCUCGGCCUCGGCACCAAGAAGUCCAAGGUGGUGCUCUUCGUGUUCGAGUCGGAGGCCAUGAAGGCGGCCGUGGACCAGCUGUGGCCGGCCAUGAUCCCGCUCGGGGACGUGAACAAGAAGCUCAUCCGCGGGCUCACCGGCAGCGAGAUGGCGCGCUUCAAGUUCAGGAAGGGGUGCCUCACCAUCUACGUCUACGCCGUGCGCCGGCUGGGCGCCGCCGGCUUCGUGCGCGCCGACGACCUCAGGAGGAUACUGCAGGCCGUGGUGGAGCUCAAGGACUUCUUGGACCACACCGCCAUGCUCGCCAUGCCCAGCCAGAGGAGCAUCACCUUGCAGUCCCGGGGCACCGCGGCCCAAUGAUCCUGCUCCCGGUCGACAGCCUCUUGCCCGAUCCAUUUCUGCAGCGCAGGUACUGUUAUUAUUGGCUCGCAAUUCGCAAAGAGAUGUCUGAUUCUUUUGGGUUGGAUUAGUUUGUUCGUUCACUGUCGGUGUUCCCCUCCCCUGCCGGGAGCUGUAUAGAUCUAUAUAUGUCGAGCAAAAUCUUUGAAACAGAUUAAGCAUAGGGAUUUUCCCAAAGGAAAGGAUCUUACUCCACUUUUAGUA